Sebastes umbrosus (honeycomb rockfish) is the source of this 1262-nucleotide messenger RNA. RefSeq names its product akirin 1 (gene akirin1). Gene Ontology annotation, molecular function: transcription coregulator activity. The transcript is spliced from 5 exons. Gene Ontology annotation, cellular component: chromatin; nucleus. Gene Ontology annotation, biological process: positive regulation of lamellipodium assembly; positive regulation of macrophage chemotaxis; negative regulation of skeletal muscle satellite cell proliferation. The record is from RefSeq and is a predicted model, not a curated record. NCBI's taxonomy places the organism in Eukaryota, Metazoa, Chordata, Actinopteri, Perciformes, Sebastidae. Bases 171 to 740 code for a protein of 189 amino acids.
GGCUCGUCAGUUGGCUUAGUGACUACUCAGAGGAGAACAUCCGUUAUUGUGGAGACGAAAAGAAAAGCUCAACAAAUUAACGUUUUAACGAACAAAUAACGAGUUUUCGCGGCUCGUCUUUCUUUUUUCCAACUUUCUUUUUUCCGCGUUUUCUUUUAAGCUAACUAAACAUGGCUUGUGGAGCGACGUUAAAGCGGUCGAUGGAGUUUGAGGCCCUCCUCAGUCCCCAGUCUCCCAAGCGGAGAAGGUGCAACCCUCUACCGGGGACUCCUGGAGCUCCGUCCCCGCAGAGAUGCAGCAAUCUCCGGCCACCAGUCGACAGCCCACCGACGCACUCGAUGUCUCCUCCGGCCAUGGGAGGCGAACACAGGCUCACCCCAGAGCAGAUCUUCCAGAACCUCCGUCAGGAGUACAGCCGGAUCCAGAGGCGGCGGCAGCUGGAAGGGGCCUUCAACCAGACGGAGGCCUGUAGCUCCAGCGAUGCCCCCAGCCCCAGUUCCUCCCUCAACGCUCCCAGCUCCCCACCAGGUGCCUCAAGGAAGGACCAGCCCUCGUUUACACUGAAGCAGGUGAGCUACCUGUGUGAGCGGCUGCUGAAAGACCACGAGGAGAAGAUCCGGGAGGAGUACGAACAGAUUCUUAACACAAAACUCGCAGAACAAUAUGAAUCUUUUGUGAAAUUCACACAAGACCAGAUCAUGCGAAGAUACGGAGCCCGGCCUGCUAGUUAUGUCUCUUGAACUCACCAUGAUGAGAUCCCAGCUUCCUCUCACAAGAUGGCUGCUCUUCUACUGCCCCCCCCUCCUUUAAUUUUCAUUUUAUUUUCCCUAUCCCUCCCCCUCUCCUCCCCCCACCAAUCUCAAACUGUUUGGGUGCCAUGGUUUAUCCUCAUUUUAAUCCAGAUGUUGAUUUCUUACUUCAAAACUAUUGCUGCUGGCCAAAACUUAGAAGAAUCUGAAAGAUAAACUGUGUAUGAAGCCCACCCUUUUUUUGCCCCUUUUUUUCUUGUUCAUAUGCUCUUUCUGGAAAUCCUGACUAAUGCAGAUCUGUGUCAAAUCUCUUGCCGGCGCUGUAGAAAUAAAAGCUUAUUGGCUCAUGUGAUCAUUCUGUAUAACCUCCCAGCAGCUGUAUUUAAUGGCUCCUGCUUCUCACAGUGUCCCCCUUUUUUGCCCACCGCCCCUCUCCCCCUCCUCACAACUCUUUACCUGAGAAUGUGGAUUUUUCUCCCUUUUGAAGAAAAUAAAAGUUCUGUGAUUUAAAAA